AUAAGCUCCAGUUUACGCCUAUUCUUGACCACAGGGCAAAAUUCCUGCGACCGAUUCGACGAAACCGAAAAAAAAAAAAAAAAAAAAAAAAAAAACUGUACCAUACGCAUCCGAACGCCCGAACGGAUCCGGAGGGCAGCAGGACGGCCCCCACUCCUGCACACAUGCACACAUCCACAGCACACUUAGACCCACAUACACACACACGGCGGCAGCUUCGCGACGCGCAUCAUCCCCUACCUAGCGGGGUGCUUUUAGGACCGCUGGCUAGCGAGUAGCCACGACGGCGCGCGAACAGCCCCGACGGGGCCCGAACGGCAGACGGACGAGGCUCGCCUGAAUCGCGCUCGGCCGUGGAACACACGCGCUUGGACCGGUGCGGUGACCACACAGCUUCCAUUUGGGUCCUUUAUCGGUGGUCCCCCUUUUUGGCUGCCGGUCAGUUUCCGAUCUGCGACGAGACGCGGGUGAAAGUCGAAUGGGAUUUUCCGGCAUGGGACUCGACGAGUGAUUAGUAUUUUAGAAGCUGAUUUUGUUUGUUUUUUUUUUUGGGAUUUAUUUUGUGACUCGAUUUUUUUUUUUGGUGAAAAUGAUUUAGUGCGGGGAUUUCCCGGUUGGUUGGUAUAUCGAGAAUGAUGGAACAUUUUUAGUGCGGGUCGGACUUGCAGCUCAAACAUUUCCAAAAUGAGAAUUAAAAUGCCAGCGGUCAGAAUCGCCCAAGCAGACGCAGAUGGAGUUGAAGGCGAUCCGCACCAGGACAUCCUGACCUGCGGCGUGUGCAAGAAACCCUUCGCCCUCUCGGACAUCGUCCGGUUCAUCCAGCACAAGAUCACGUCCUGCAACAAAGAGAACUUCGGUCAGUGUUACGGCAACAGCGAGAAGGACAGGGACGAGGAUGAUGGGAAUUUGCCGCUGUCGACGAUUAAUACGAAAAGGCCCAGCAUAUCGGCGCCCAUUUCCGGUAAAAAAUCGGCAGGCAGCCGAGUCCACACGCCGCCUCCGGCGUCGCCCAGGCUGCCGGCGCCGGGCGAUCUGUGCGUGGACGGCGCCGCCUCGUCGACGCCCAAGCGCCGGGCGUCGUCGCCGCUGACGAGCUCCAGCCCCGAAGAGGACCUGCGGCCGCUCAUCAAGCAGGAGAAGAUGGACAACACCACCUCGUCGGAGGAGAACAGCUGCAAACGGUCCAGGACCGAAGUGGCCGACGCCGAGUCAAAUACCACCCACAGCGAACCGAGCAACUACGUGUGCAGCACGUGCAAAAUCCGCCUGCACUCCGCCUGGCGGUUGAUCCAGCACGCGCAGAACUCGCACGGCAUCAAAAUCUACGCUGAGAGCUCGCCGGGCGGCCCGAAGACCAUCAACAACAGCAACAACCACAGCGGCAGCAGCUCGAGCAGCUCGAGCUCGGGCGCGUCGUCGGGCGCGGCGCCGCCGCCGCCGCCCAACAUGCGCCACCAUCUGCUGCCGCCGCCCGACCUCCACAAUCCGUUCGGCGUCGGCGGCCUGCUGCGCCUGCCGCUGCCGCCGCUCCAGCACGGGCCGGUGCCGCCGGCGCCGCUCUUCUCGCGGCCCGACCACCACUAUCGCAUCGAUCAGCUGGUCAGCGAGCAGUUCCGCCACCACGGGCUCAACCUGGCGGCCGCCGCCGCCGCCGUCGCCGCCGGUAACGUGCCGCCGCCGCCGCCGCCGCACACCAACUUCCCCUCGCCGGCGGACCGCGCGAACCCCUCUAAUAACCUACCACAGCGCGAUAGAUGCACGCCGAACCAACCACUAUCACUCGAACCACAGUUGGAUUUUUACUCGCAGCGGUUGAGGCAAUUGGCAGGUACCACCAGCCCGGGCACGGCACAGGCAGGCUCGCCGUUACCCCGCAAGCACUCACCGCCUUUCGCGAGCCCUUCUCCCUCACAGAUGCCGCCAACUACCCUUCCCAAUAACCUCAGCUCGAGCAGCAGCAGCACCAACAACAACAACGUCAGCGGCGCCAGCAGCCGCCCGCCGAGCGCCUCGCCGCCGACGAAGCUCGACGUCGAGCACCGGCUCGCCAGCACGCCGCCCGGCAAGCCGGGAUCGCCGAAGACAUCAUCGUCGAACGAUACUUGCGAUUACUGCGGCAAGAAGUUCCGCUAUCAGAGCAAGUUGGAGAUGCACCGCAGAACGCACACGGGCGAGCUGCCGUACAAAUGCUCGGCGUGCGAUCACGCCUACGCGCAAAGCUCGAAGCUGAAGAAACACAUGAGAAUACAUCGAACGCUAGACGAUAGAGCCAGCAACGCCGGAUCCGUCGAAACGCUAGACAGCGAAGACGACGAGGAUUUAGACGAUGAAGAUGACGAGGACGAGGACGAUAUGAAAGACGACGACGACGACGAAGAAGAAGCCGAAGAUUUGAGCAUCCCAUCGAGCCAGAUUCCAAAAAACGCGUCGAGUCCAUCAGCUUCACUCGUAGGUGAACUGAUGGACAAAUUUGGUCUCAACAACAUAGCGCAAUACAGCGAGGCCUACAAGCAGGCCUUGCAGGAAUCCAACACCGCUCUCAAGCUGCAAAUAUGCAAAGACAGGGACAACAACAACAGCCUCUCGUCGCACCUCAUCAAACGCGAGGACUUCGCCAAGAAUCUUCUACCGGUGGCGCCGCAGCCGAUGCCGCUCUUUCCGCCGUUCAACGACUCCUUCGACCCUUCGAAGCGCAUCAAACUGGAGCUGGACAGGAACGAUUGGUGGCUGCCGGGGCUGCAGCGCGACGGCAAAGGCGCGCCCGGACCGAGCGCGUUGCUGCCCAAUCCGCUGAUCAAGAAGGAGAGCCGGCGGAACGACACCUGCGAGUUCUGCGGCAAGGUGUUCAAGAACUGUUCGAAUUUGACGGUGCACCGGCGGUCGCACACCGGCGAGAAGCCGUACAAGUGCGAGCUGUGCUCGUACGCGUGCGCGCAGAGCUCGAAGCUGACCAGGCACAUGAAGACGCACGGGCGGGUGGGGAAGGACGUGUACCGGUGCCGGUUCUGCGAGAUGCCGUUCUCGGUGCCGUCGACGCUCGAGAAGCACAUGCGCAAGUGCGUGGUGAACCAGGGCAAGGGCCAUCUGCUCGGCUCGAUGCCGAUGCUGUCCGGCGACGACGAUUCGUCGACGAGCUUGACGUCGAAGGAGGCCGUAUGACUCUUUCCGUGGGGCGGCGUGAGGCUGCCGCCGCCGCCACCGGGUUUGACUUACUAGUCGCUAAACGAACUGAUGUCUCCUAAUCUGCUAGGCGAAUUUGUUGUUGUGAACAGUGAUGGUUUUUUUUUUUUUUUAUUAAUAUUAUUAUUAUUUCGCCUCUGUUGGUUCUAGUCUAGGGUAAUUCGAUUUUUUGGUGGCUCUAUCGUACUUUUCGCCAACAAUAAAUGCGAUUAACUAGGACUGUUGGUUAAGAUUAGCUGGUGUUGUCAAUAUGUUGAAAAAAAAUUACCGGUUAGUUUGCAAUACGAAGCAAUCUUUUUUUGAAUCGUAUUGAUCGCGCUAAUCUUUUCGUGUUAUAAGUUAAAUUGUAUAGUAUUACUAUAUUUAAAAGAAACGUUUCCCGAUAAAAUAAAUGCAGUUUUAAGGGGAACUCGUAUUGUUCUUUGUAACUGAUACCAAAGCAAUGUUCUUUUUUUCCUAAUUAUUAAUUAUUGAGUUUAUUAAUUGAGAAAUUAUUUGUACAUUUGUAAUUAGCUAUAUGUUGAGACUGAUGGGGCUAUAUUUCGUUUUUUUUUAUAUUAAUUUAGGCGCGAUAUCCUAGCGCCCGAUGAAUAUUUUAGCCCCGUGUACAUUCCCUAUCAUAUCACCUUUUUUAUUGGCCAGUAACAGCCAGAAUUGUAUAUAAGUAUAUAUUCCGAUAUGCAGGUUGUCCCAGUCGAAAGUUAUUUUUACGUGAAUGUUUACCGUUGGCCAAAGACGAAUUUAUUUUAUUUUUUAUUUUAUUUUAUUGUCGUGUACAAAAAAAUUGAAUGACCCACUUUUACUGGACACCCUGUAAUCUAUUAUUUAUUGCUGAGAUAUCCCCAGUGUAUUAUAGAAAAUGUUUCGAAAUAAGUAUUCUUCCGGAUGUGAUUCUCUUGUCGUUUCCAAACCACAAAAUUCUAAUCAUCGAUUUUAUUUUGAUUUUAUCGAUUAUAGUAGAAGUUGCAAAAGUUGGAAAAUAUCGUUGGUAAUUUUUAAUUUUUGGGCUCAAGAUGGAAUGAAUUCAGUACUUUUUUUUUAGAUAUCUGGUAGAGAGUUUAUUUCAAUUUUAUGUACUUAGCUUAUAAAGAACUGAUUUCAUUUAGAAAUUGCUAUGAAAUAAUUGGUAUUUUCGUGUGUUGGGAACGAUUUGAAAAAUAUACCGUGUACAGAGAAUUACCUAAUAAUUUACCGGAACUUCUAGGUGUUUUUCUCUUAUCGAAAAUGUAAACUCAGGUUAAUUAAGCAACGUUUUUUUGUUUGUUUGCCGUUAUGAAAAUUGUCAAAAUUUUGAUCAAACAACCCGAGAUUUUGCCGACAAAAAUUAUCCAAUAAAUACAAAAAAAAAUCAAAAUUUGUUUCAUUUAUUUUUCGAUCGACAUUCGGUAAAGUCGUCGGGAUAUUACCGUGAAAUUUGUUGAAAUUGUUACGAUUUUUGGGGUCGGAUCGAUAGUAUUAAAAACCUUUUCAUAUUUAUUGUGUCAUACCUACCUUUAUUUUCAGUAUUCGACUAUAUUUAAUAUGCAAUAUCGCGGAAAUGUUUAGUAUUAAAAAGCGGACCAGGGUCUCCAAGUAGUAGGUAUUUAAACGAAAUAAUCGGCCAACAUUUUUUCUACAUUCGGAGUUUCCUAAUCACACAAAAAAAAUUAAUAAAUUCAAUUGAUCUCGAUUGUACCGCACGGAAACUCCGAACUUUCGUUCAGAGAAAACAUUGCCCGAUUGCGAUUUAAUGUAAUUGUAUCUAUUAUUAAUGUUAAUAUGUUAUUUCGAAUGACUAUUUUUUAUUUAUUUGAAGAUAUGGCUGUAGCACUACGGGUGUUCGUAUGGGCUACACCGGUACUUAAUAUAAAUGUGUUCCUAUACUGACAUCACAUCUCAGUGUGUAUUUAAAAAAUAAAAUCUAUU
Phyllotreta striolata is the source of this 5085-nucleotide messenger RNA. NCBI's taxonomy places the organism in Eukaryota, Metazoa, Arthropoda, Insecta, Coleoptera, Chrysomelidae. The record is from the annotation of a GenBank genome assembly.